Messenger RNA from Dendroctonus ponderosae (mountain pine beetle), 1549 nucleotides. RefSeq names its product 2-(3-amino-3-carboxypropyl)histidine synthase subunit 1 (gene Dph1). The transcript has 2 exons. Bases 107 to 1321 code for a protein of 404 amino acids. Gene Ontology annotation, molecular function: 2-(3-amino-3-carboxypropyl)histidine synthase activity. Gene Ontology annotation, biological process: protein histidyl modification to diphthamide. The record is from RefSeq and is a predicted model, not a curated record. Lineage: Eukaryota; Metazoa; Arthropoda; Insecta; Coleoptera; Curculionidae.
UGCACUACUCACGUCGACCACUAACCUCCAAAUAAUCUGUUCGAAAACAUUGUGAGUAUGCUGCAGAAGUGAACUGUUUUAACUGGUUAAAAUAAGCAGAGAAAAUAUGUCCGAAACAACGAUAGUUGUGAAAGCGAAGCCCCAAAGGAAAGUCUUUAAAGCAACCAAGGUAACAAAAGUGCCAGAAAGUCUGCUUAAAGACCCCAAGCUUCAGGAAGCUACAGCUUUGUUGCCUAAAAAUUACAACUUUGAAUUGCCAAAAACCAUAUGGAGAAUCAAAGAGCUAAAGGCCCAAGUUGUGGCUUUGCAGAUGCCUGAGGGGCUGCUGUUAUUCGCCACUACUAUAGCAGAUAUUAUUAAGGAAUUCACUAAUGCCGAUUCCAUUAUAAUGGGAGAUGUGACCUAUGGAGCUUGUUGUAUAGACGAUUUGACUGCUAAGGCUUUAGGAGUUGAAUUGUUAAUACAUUACGGACAUAGCUGCUUAGUUCCUAUAGAUCCCACGAGUGGAAUUAAAAUGCUGUAUGUAUUUGUGGACAUAAAGAUCGACCCACUGCAUUUCAUAGACACGAUAAAAAUGAAUUUCCCCAAAGAGAAAAAAAUGGGUCUAGUCAGCACCAUACAGUUCGUAACGACGUUGCAAGUAGUGCACAAAAUGUUAGCUGAAGAAGGAUAUAAUAACGUUUCAAUUCCUCAAUUCAAGCCAUUGUCGCCAGGAGAGAUAUUAGGAUGUACCGCGCCAGUACUUAAAUGUUGCGAAACAUUAAUUUACUUAGGAGAUGGGCAGUUUCAUUUAGAAGCGGCUAUGAUAGCCAAUCCCAAAGUGCAGGCUUUCAAGUAUGACCCAUACAGUAAAAAGUUUACGUAUGAGAAUUAUAAUCAUAGUGAAAUGGAAGAAAUUAGGAAAAAUUGCAUAGAGAAGGCAAAACACGCAGGCACGUUUGGAGUUAUUAUGGGAACGUUAGGCCGCCAAGGUAGCCCCAAAGUAGUUCAGCACCUAAGUAAACGUCUAAGUGAUGUGGGAAAAACAUCAGUAAUCAUUCUCUUAUCGGAAAUAUUUCCAAAGAAAAUCGACCUGUUUCCAAAACUAGACGCAUUCGUACAAAUUGCAUGCCCCAGACUGUCGAUUGAUUGGGGUACAGCAUUUUCCAAACCAUUUCUCACGCCUUAUGAAUUGGCAAUCACCAUUGGAGAUGCUCAAUGGCACAAAGAGAACAAGAGUUACCCAAUGGACUUUUAUGCAAACGCCAGUCUAGGCCCAUGGACUCCAAACCAUAAGCCUGAAGAAGUCAGCCUCAAUGCUUGUUGCGGAAAAUGCUUGUGAUUCCAUUAAAAUACUGUGCCACUACAAACUGAUUGUAUAGUUUCGUUGAAAAUAUUCUGGGAUCUAUUGAAUCUAUGUAAGUAAUAAUUUAUUAUUACAAUUAGGUUUUAUUAUUUUGUAAAAGUUUAAUUUCACCAAAUUAUACAGGGUGUUAGCUAGGACAAUUUUUGUUGGUUUGUAGAACCUCGCAAAUGUGUUGAAUAUUGAAUUAAAGAAAGAGAAAAUGGA